Molecule: messenger RNA, 3425 nt
Organism: Phasianus colchicus (ring-necked pheasant)
Lineage: Eukaryota; Metazoa; Chordata; Aves; Galliformes; Phasianidae
Source: RefSeq, a predicted model, not a curated record
GUGCACACAGGCAGGGGUGGGGGCACAUGGGGUCCCUUUGUCCUGGGCCCAAAGCGCAGUGAGCCUUGUAGGGCCGCAUCCCAGUGCCGUAAGGGAUGGGGGCACGUGGGGAGCAGUGGCAUGUGGGGGCUGUGCCUGUGGGUCCCUUUGUCCUGGGGCUGCAGCACGGCAUCCCCUAUAGGGCCACGUCCCAGUGCUGUAAGGGAUGGGGGCACACGGGGGAUGUGUCCAUUAUGGGGCUGCAUCCCAGUGCCACUGGGGAUGGUGACACAGGGGGACAGCGGGAUGUGUCCGUAGGUCCCUUUGUCCUGGGUCUGGGGCACAGCAUCCCUUACAGGACCGCAUCCCAGUGGGACGUUGGGGUCCCUUUGUCCCCAGGCUGGGGCUCAGCAUCACUUAUGUGACCACAGUUUGCACCCUCCCUGCAUCCCCAUCACACCGGGCUCAGGUGAUGGCAGCAGGUGAUGGGAAACGCCUUCCCUCCCCCAUCACAUCCCCAACCCCAUACGGGACAGAUGGCGAUGCAAUGGGACAGCAGCAUCCCUCACCCCCCGUGACCCCAAAGAUGCGCUUGAGGUGGGCGCAGGACCCCACGGAUGCUCUGCACGCCCCUCAGAGCCCCCCCACACCUCCAUCCCGCCGGGAAAUUUGGGAUAACACAGGGAAAGGGCUGGAAAAGGGCCGGAAUGGCACGAGGGCACAGAGCAGGAUGGGGCCGAUGCGCGGGAGGAAGGGAGGCAGCGCAGGGCCGUGUGCUCAGCAAUAGGAAAUGCUUUAUGAGCCGAGAGCGGUGGAGCAGAGCCAGGCAGGAAGAGGCAGUGAGGAGGAACAGUUUUUGGUGACUUCUCCCACAUCCCGAACGCAGAGAGCUCGCAGUGGGGCCGGGACGGGGCUGAGCCUUGUGGGGGGCACAGAGGUGACCCUAUGAGGAUCUGUGGGGUGUGGGGUAACGCUGCCGGCAUCCCCGGCUGAGCGCGGCGUUGGGAUGCAGCAUCCGGAGCUGGGAAUCGUCCCCAGAUGUUGUAGGAAAAUGCCCCCCAGAGCCCACGCUGGGGCCGUGCUGGUGCUGCUGAGCCUCUCUCUCGGCCUCGCCGCAGAUGAGCUGCAAUGCGCGUGCGACGUGCCACACUGUCCCGUGCCCACCUGCACCGGCAAGGUGUGCUUUGCCAGCAAGAGGAGGGAGGCAGGGAGGAUCACCCAGCACAAAGGCUGCUUCUCGGACCACCUGCUGGAGAAUUGCCAGUCCUACGUGACGGAGCACUUUGGCACCCGGUGCUGCAACACCAGCAUGUGCAACAUCGAGCUGGAGGUCUCCCUGAAAGGAGAAAAUGCCACGGGACAGUCUCCUUCCCUCUCCAACCUCCUCCUGCUGAUCUUCAUCCCGCUGCUGACCCUCCUCGUCCUCAUGGCGCUCACCAUCCUCUUCCUCUGGAAGCUGGCCCAGCACCGCCGCAAGAGGCUGCUCCUCUUCAAGCACAGCGACCUGGGGGACACGGACCUGAUGCUGAAGGCAUCCAUGGUGGGAGACAGCACGCUGGAGGAUUUGCUGAAUGAUGACUGCACCACGGGCAGUGGGUCAGGGCUGCCCUUCCUUGUCCAGCGCACGGUGGCCCGGCAGAUCUCCCUCGUGGAGUGCGUGGGCAAAGGGCGUUAUGGUGAGGUGUGGCGAGGUGUGUGGCACGGGGAGAACGUGGCCGUCAAGAUCUUCUCCUCCCGGGAUGAGCAGUCGUGGUUCCGUGAGACCGAGAUCUACAACACCGUGCUGCUGCGGCAUGACAACAUCCUGGGCUUCAUCGCCUCCGAUAUGACCUCGAGGAACUCCAGCACCCAGCUGUGGCUCAUCACCCACUACCACGAGAACGGCUCGCUCUACGACUACCUGCAGAGGACAACCCUGGACGUGGAGACCUGCCUGGGGUUGGCAGCCUCCAUCAUCUGCGGCCUCGUCCACCUCCACGUGGAGAUCUUUGGCACGCAGGGCAAACCUGCUAUUGCUCACCGUGACCUGAAGAGCAGGAACAUCCUGGUGAAAAGCAACCGGCAGUGCUGCAUCGCCGAUCUGGGUCUGGCCGUCAUGCACUCUCAGGGCAGCGACUACCUGGACAUGGGCCACAACCCCCGCGUGGGCACGAAGCGCUACAUGGCCCCGGAGGUGCUGAGCGAGCAGAUCCGCACCGACUGCUUCGAAUCCUACAAGAAAACAGACAUCUGGGCGUACGGCUUGGUGCUGUGGGAGAUCACCCGGCGCACGGCCGUCAAUGGUGAGCGCAGCCUCCAUCCCUCCAUCCCUCCUCCUCCUCCUCCUCUUUUUUUUUUUUUCCGCUUUUCCCCUCGCCCGGCAGAUUAGCCGUAAAUUAUAAACACUGUAAUCUGGUGUCAGCACCCGGCUGGCUGAUUAAAGGGCCCAUUAGGCUCAAUCAGAGCUUUGUUUGCUCGCUGCUGAUUAGCAAACAAGCAGCAUCCAGAGCGGCUGGCAGCUCUCCAAAGGGGGACCUCGUGGCCACGGGGACGACAUCGGGGUCCCUACGGAGGUCCCCUCAUCCCAACCUCUGCCGUUCAGCACCAAAGCCCAUUAGUGGUGUUAAUUAAUGGAUGGGUGUCGGAAGCAGAAGGGCCCCCCGGCGCAGUCUGGUUGGGAUAAUCCCACUGAUCGCCCCGGGUUCCUUUGGAGUCAGUGUUUGAAUUAGUGGGGCCGUGAGCAUGGGGUGACCGCCACCCCCCACUUUAAACCCCCAUGGGGACCCCAGGCAUUGCUGGGGAGCGGGGGUGGGGCUGGGGGGCAACGGGACCCCUGAGGGUGUGGGGUGGGGGAGACGGGGGGUUAAACCCAAAGUGUACGGACAGAUGGAGGCGCUAAGAGGGAUUAGUGGGGCCAGCUGGUGGGGUCGGCUGGGAGAGGGGCUGGGGGCGGCUCUGGAGACCCCUGAACCAUCCCUGUGAGGUCCCAUAGUGCACCCCGACAUGGGGCAGGACACCCACCCCACAACCACCCCAAUAGGACCCAUAGUGCAGCAGAGCUGUGCACCCCAUACACCUACAUCAGGAUGGAGUCUCUGGCCCCCAGACCACCCGAGUGAGACCCCAUAGAGCAGCACCCCACAGGCCUUCCUAUAGGACUGGAGCCCCUGUGCCCCCAGACCACCCCAAUGAGACCCCAUAGCACACUCCAACAUAGGACUGGAGCCCCUGUGCCCCCAAACCAUCCCAUUAAAGACCCAUAGAGCAGCAGAGCUGUGCUCCCCAUACACCCUUAUAUAGGAUUGGAGCCCCCAUGUCCCUCAGACCACCCCAAUGAGACCCCAUAGUGCAUCCCAGCAUGGGGCUGGAGCCCAUGUCCACCAAUCCAUCCCACUGAGAUCCCAUAGAGCAGCACCUCACAGGCUUUCCUAUAGGACUGGAGCCCCCAUGCCCCCAAACCACCCCAA